Trifolium pratense (red clover) is the source of this 1879-nucleotide messenger RNA. RefSeq names its product F-box protein At3g07870-like. Gene Ontology annotation, molecular function: protein binding. Lineage: Eukaryota; Viridiplantae; Streptophyta; Magnoliopsida; Fabales; Fabaceae. Bases 142 to 1572 code for a protein of 476 amino acids. The record is from RefSeq and is a predicted model, not a curated record. The transcript has a single exon.
AGGAUAAAGGUUGAAUCUCAGUGUAUCGUGGCAGCAAGACCACUCUGCCGACAGAACUCGUGUGUUGUGUUGAUAGAUAUAUCUCAGUCGCCGUUUUCGCAGAUCUUCAACAAAGGAACGAACAGAGCACACAAGAAUAGGAUGUUACCCAUGAAAAGAGAAAAGGACGAUUCAAUUUAUCCUUAUUUUGAUAAUCUUCCUGAACCACUCACCACCCAGAUUCUGCUUCAACUUCCCAUCAACACUCUUCUCAUUUGUAGAUGUGUCUGCACAAAUUGGAAAAUGCUUAUUUCAGAACCACGUUUUGCUAAAUUGCACUUUCAACAAUCACCAACUUGUUUCAUGAUUCGGCCCUGUGAUGUUAAUGAUAGUCUAGUAUCAAGAACCAUGUACCUUCUUGAGUGUGACCCUCAGAAGUUUCAGAUUGGAUGCAACAAUCAUGUCAAGCUUGCGCCUAUAUUCAAGCUUCCUCUUCGUGAUACCAAAUUUAAAAACAAGAAGAGAGACAACAACCCUCUUCACUAUAAGUUUCUUAUUGCAAAUUCUUGCAACGGCUUGCUUUGUUUGUGUCACCCAUAUAAGGGAAACCCUUCAGUCAUUUGCAAUCCAAUCACUGGGGAGUUCAUAAGACUUCCUAAACCUACUACUGUAACCCCGCCAAGUUCAUAUAAGGGUAUCGACUUAUUCCGUUUAUCCCCAUCUAGUUUAAGAAUCGAGCCAAUAGUUGCUUUUGGUUUCCAACCUAAAACUAAUGAAUAUAAGGUUAUAAAAUUGUGCGUCAUUAAUGUUAGACGUCACAUGAACCCGUCAUUUCAGCGAUUGACCCUUCAGAUACACACUCUUGGAACACCUUCAUGGAGAAAUGUUGAGGUGGAUCAUCCAAUUUUUAUUUCAAGCCUUACGCAUGCCACCAGUGUGAAUGGCACACUUCAUUGGAUCAGGUUUGGUCGUUGGCAAGUAUCAAUAUUGUGUUUCAACUUUGAAAGUGAAAGGUUGCAAUCAUUCCCUUCUGCACACGUUUUUGAAAAGAAUGAAAUUCUUGAUAAAGGUCGUAUAAGCAUGGGAGAAUUAAGGGGAUUUCUUUACAUAUGUGAUGCUUCUUCUCCACAUGGUAUUACAAUGUGGAUUAUGAAAAAUUAUGGUAUUGGAGAAUCAUGGACUAAGGUUUACAACAUUGAUACUUUUCUCAGCAAUGAUCUUUCUUCACAUAUUGGUUCAUAUUGGCCGGUAAAACACUUUGAGGAGGGUGCUGCCUUAUUGUCUUAUCAUUCAUCUAACUGUUUUAUAUUUUAUGAACCUGGGAAGUAUGGAUUCAAAGUUUUUCGAAUCCAUGGGAUUCAUCAAUCAAAGUAUUUUCAACUAAUUCCUCAUAUUCCAAGUCUAAUCUCAUUGAAGGAUGUCGUGAAAGGAGACAAUGUUGAGGUGCUAAAUAUCCACUCAAGGUGUGCAAAGUUAGAAUUGUGCGAAGAAAAUGAAGUUGUGUCCUUGGUGCAAGAGUUUGUUUGUGAUUUGGCAAGUACAUGUUCUUUAUCAUCUUACGGUAAAGAAUUCGGUGAUGAGCAUGCCUCCUAAGAAGCGUGCACAAAGUUAAAAUUGUGCGAAGAGAAUAAAGAUCUUGAAGCCUCCUUCUCCUCCUCUAAUAGUGAAGCUUUUGGUGAAGAGUAAGAAGUAAUUUCCAUACCAGCUAGGAGGUUAUGCAAAAUCACAAAUUAUAGUUUGGAUCGUUGUGUUUUUGGAAAAUUUGAGACCUUGUUUUGGGAUACAAAUGAUAUAUAUUGUAAACUUUUAAGUUAGAUGUUCAUUGAUGAUUAUAAUCUAUGGUUAUAACUUAUGUGAGAUUAAUAUGUUAUAUUAUUGUCUUGGUUUAUAUACCAAUUCA